UGGGGCAAAUCUAAAUUCUUUUUGCCUGCCCAUUAAGCGUGAGGUGAAGAAAAUGUCCGUUGGGCGAUUUCCGCACACAUAUUUCCGGAAAUUUCAGAUCAACUUUCCUUUCCUGGACGAAGAAAAUGCCCGUUACGGCUGGAAUGGUGAGCAUCGGCUUCUGCCGCAGCCGCCGCCCUCCUCCUUGCUGCUUCCUUCAUCGCAGCUCCCUCCUCCAGUCCUGCAGCUUCGUGGGCGACCGGACGACUUCGGCUGCCGUGUAGGUCUUCAAAGCUCGUCCCCAAGCCUGCUUCAAAAGGGACUGGUUAACAAGGCGCUGAGGCUUUCCGUGUUCUGCAAAGCUUUGUUCCUCUCAUCGUCUUCUUCAUCACGGAAAGCUCUGAGAUUUCCACCGAUUGCAGAUAUGCUAUACCCAUCUGGAGUUUUGCCGUCGCUUGUCUCUGUGAGCGUCGAUCGUGACAAGUCGAUCACUUUUGCAGAUACGCUAAACUCAUCUUCAUAUGUUCUUCCCAGUGCGGUUGCAAAUUAG
Molecule: messenger RNA, 529 nt
Organism: Nymphaea colorata (pocket water lily)
Lineage: Eukaryota; Viridiplantae; Streptophyta; Magnoliopsida; Nymphaeales; Nymphaeaceae
Exons: 3
Coding region: 53-529 (158 amino acids)
Source: RefSeq, a predicted model, not a curated record